CUAUACAUAUGAUGUGAAAGAAUGUAAUUAUUUGGCUUUGAUUUAAUAGCAACGGAGUUUUAUCACUGUGUUUGUGAUUUUUCGAUUUUAAUGCUUAAAAAUUUUGAGUUACUCCACUGUAAACUUAAAAAGAAGACAGUAGAAAAUAAAAGUAGUUGGAGAGUUGACAGAAUAUCUAAUGAGAGGUUAGAACUCCAUCAUCAAUAAUUCAAGAUUUUUCCUUUCACCCAUUCUACUGGAGCAGUUCAGGUUGCAAUUAAACUCACCUUAUCUAGACCAUGAAAGGUUUUGUUACAGUGUCUUCAAGCUUUCUGCUCGCUUGCUUGCUUGCUUUUAUCCUUCAGAUCUUCUUCUUCUCUCCCAUAUCUCCCGACUUGCUUGAACUGCCUCCAGCUACUUCGCUUCCCACAAAUAAGCGCUUACAGGAAGUGAUUAGACUUGGAGAAGGAACAUUGGAAGGUCCAGAGGAUGUCUGUGUGGACAGAGAUGGUGUAUUGUAUACAGCAAGUAGAGAUGGUUGGAUCAAAAGAUUGCAUAGUAACGGAACCUGGGACAAUUGGAAGAAAAUAGACAGUAAUGGUUUGCUUGGUAUCACAAUCUCAAAGGAAGGUGGUCUUAUUGUCUGUGAUGCUGAAAUGGGUUUGCUUAAGGUUACUGAUGAUGGAGUAACAGUUCUUGCCUCAGAGAUUAACGGGUCCAAGAUAAGGUUUGCAGAUGACGCGAUUGAAACUUCAGAUGGUAAUAUCUAUUUCAGCGUCGCAAGCACUAAAUUUGGGUUCCACAAUUGGUAUCUGGACCUGCUUGAGGCCAGACCAAAUGGACAAUUGCUCAAGUAUGAUCCUUCGAUAAAGGAGACCUCAAUUCUUCUUGAUAAUCUUUAUUUCCCUAAUGGUGUUGCUCUUUCAAAGGAAGAAGAUUAUCUGAUCUUUUGUGAAACUUGGAAAUUCAGGUGCAGCAAACAUUGGCUCAAGGGUAAUAACAAAGGAAAAACAGAAAUUUUUGUUCAGAAUCUUCCUGGUGGACCUGAUAACAUCAAUCUUGCUCCUGACGGAUCUUUCUGGAUUGGUUUGCUACAGUUGACAUCGGAUUGGCUGAAAUUUGUGCACACCUCAAAGUUAUCUAAACACUUGGUAGCAUCAUUUCCGAAAUUGAUUGAACUAGUAACUGGACUCCGCAAGAAAGCAAUGGUGGUGAAUGUGGCAGCUGAUGGCAGGAUUAUCAGGAUGUUCGAUGAUCCUGUAGGGAAAGUAAUGUCAUUUGUGACUUCAGCUUUCGAGUUCGACGGUUACCUAUACUUAGGAAGCCUCAACACCAACUUCAUUGGAAAACUGCCAUUGACAUUGUACUAAUGACUAAAGAGAUCAUCUUGGUAGUUGGAAUUGUUAGCAAUAAAGGUUUUCCUUAAUUGAAAUGAUUCAGUUCAUUGUCAUUUCUUGACAAAGAAAAAUGAAAAUAAAAAUGCAAAUGCAGAAAUUGUAUUACCAGAGCCUGAUAAGGUAAUUUAACAAAUCUAGAGCAGUG
Messenger RNA from Jatropha curcas, 1521 nucleotides. RefSeq names its product protein STRICTOSIDINE SYNTHASE-LIKE 4. Gene Ontology annotation, molecular function: hydrolase activity. The record is from RefSeq and is a predicted model, not a curated record. Gene Ontology annotation, cellular component: endomembrane system. Lineage: Eukaryota; Viridiplantae; Streptophyta; Magnoliopsida; Malpighiales; Euphorbiaceae.